This is a messenger RNA of Arabidopsis thaliana (thale cress), 2411 nucleotides long. Its product is annotated as Transmembrane amino acid transporter family protein. Gene Ontology annotation, cellular component: membrane. Lineage: Eukaryota; Viridiplantae; Streptophyta; Magnoliopsida; Brassicales; Brassicaceae. Bases 415 to 1935 code for a protein of 506 amino acids. The transcript is spliced from 10 exons. The record is from RefSeq and is marked reviewed.
UCGAACCAUCUCAACGCAACACUUGUCGUCGAUCAAAAGUCUAAAAACAUUGCUUCUCAACUUUGAUCUCUUUCCUCUAGUCUCUAUCAUCACCGCCACGUCACUAUUUUCCCGCCUUAUAACUAGGGGCAAUCAACUCUCGCGAACAGAGAGAGACGGAGAACAAGAGCAAUCAAAUCACACAAAUCCUCGAAAAAGUAAAAUUCUUGAUUAAAAAAAAACGGACAUUUUGUGCUCAGACACUCAGCUUUCCUUAUUAGUCUUUUGCCACCUCUCUGCAAAGUUCUCGAACCCACUCUGUAACCAAAAUCAAUCAUAAAGAUUUGAUCUUUUUUUUUCCUUUUUCGGUGAGAUUUAAUCCUCUAAGGUUCUUGAUACUCUCUAGAUCUAUUCUUACUUGGGUUUGUUCGAAAUAUGGAGGACAAGAACAAUGAUAAGGAGAAAAAAACCGACGUUACGUUCGAAGAUGACGAAGAUAACGAAGAUCUAGAAGACAACAGCAGUAAGUACGAGAACGACAGUGAAACUGAUCAAAGCGAUCUCGGAGAUCUUCCUGGUGAUGCUGUUGAUCGUGACGACGACAUCGAUGAACCUUUCAUUUCCCAGGUUCAAUGGCCUCAAAGCUUCAGGGAAACGACUGAUUCUUAUACGAUUGCGGCAUCACCAAUCUUCGGGUCGCUCAGGAGUAAUCCUCCGAGUUUCUAUAGAGCCAGCAGAAGUAAUUUAGAUGUUGAGUCAAAAGCACCUUUGCUUCCUGAGAGGCAUGAUGAUUCAGACAAAGCCUCAGCUACACAAUCUGCUUGGUCUCAUAAAGGCUCAUUUGCUGAGGAAUUGCCCAUUGGUGGCUAUGGAUGCAGCGUCAUUCAAACCAUUUUCAAUGCUAUUAAUGUAAUGGCUGGAGUUGGACUUCUCUCAACACCUUAUACAGUGAAAGAAGCUGGUUGGGCAAGUAUGGUAAUUCUUCUCUUAUUUGCUGUUAUUUGUUGUUACACUGCUACUUUAAUGAAAGACUGUUUCGAGAACAAGACCGGCAUUAUCACUUAUCCUGAUAUUGGAGAAGCAGCUUUUGGCAAAUAUGGUCGUAUUCUUAUCUGUAUGCUAUUGUACACAGAACUAUAUUCAUAUUGUGUUGAAUUCAUCAUUUUGGAAGGAGAUAACCUUACCGGGCUUUUCCCUGGUACAUCCUUGGAUUUGCUCGGGUUCCGACUUGACUCUAAGCAUUUAUUUGGAAUCUUAACUGCUCUCAUUGUUCUUCCAACUGUUUGGUUGAAAGAUCUACGCAUCAUUUCCUACCUCUCAGCCGGUGGAGUUAUCGCAACCGCUUUGAUAGCAGUAAGCGUGUUUUUCCUCGGUACAACGGGCGGGAUUGGGUUUCAUCACACCGGGCAGGCUGUGAAAUGGAACGGGAUACCGUUUGCAAUUGGUAUAUACGGGUUUUGCUAUUCAGGACAUUCAGUGUUCCCAAAUAUAUACCAAUCCAUGGCUGAUAAAACCAAAUUCAACAAAGCAGUGAUCACUUGUUUCAUUAUAUGUGUUUUGUUAUACGGAGGAGUUGCAAUCAUGGGUUAUCUCAUGUUUGGAGAAGCUACCUUGUCUCAGAUUACACUAAACAUGCCACAGGACCAAUUUUUCUCAAAAGUGGCACAGUGGACAACGGUUGUGAGUCCGUUUACAAAAUACGCUCUCCUGAUGAAUCCACUUGCAAGGAGUAUAGAAGAACUAUUACCGGAAAGAAUGUCAGAGAACAUAUGGUGCUUUCUUCUUCUAAGAACAGCACUCGUCGCUUCUUCUGUUUGUUCUGCUUUCCUUAUUCCAUUUUUUGGUAAGAACAUUAAGCUAGAAAGGUUGAGAACUCACUCGUGUGUCGUUUUACUAGAUUUGCUCCUUAAUGGUCUUUUUUUGCAAUUGGUUUUAUUUUCCACACAGGUCUUAUGAUGGCUCUUAUAGGAUCUCUUCUCAGUAUACUAGUGGCAAUAAUAAUGCCAGCUUUAUGCUUCAUAAAGAUAAUGGGGAACAAAGCAACAAGAACACAGAUGAUUCUGAGUUCGAUCAUUGUGGCCAUCGGGGUGGUAAGCGGGACCUUGGGGACAUAUUCUUCGGUGGCAAAGAUCAUUAGGAACUAUCAGUGAAGGAACUCCAUGACAAAGAGACCCAUAGUUUAUCCCCUGUACUUUGAGUUGAAUGUUUUUGUUGAAGCUAAUAAACUCUUGAUUAUGAAAGAUUAUUUUGGACUUGAAAGUUAAUAAAACUAGUGAAAGGUUUACUUUCUCAUAGGUGUCACAUUUGCUUUUGUAUUUUUGUGUAUCUACUAUCUCUUCAUUUUUCUGAGCAUCUUUCUCAUGUUUAGAUUUGGGUAUAAUGAGCUCGCCUAUUUGAUAAAGGCAUUAAUAAUAAGUAUUAACAACACAAAU